AUGGCUUCCAAUACACCCACCGCUAGUGCGCCUCUCUCCUCUGCAGAAGUUGAAGGCAUGCUGGCUAUGCUCGUCCAGGGCCUGGAUACCAUCGAGGCCGCAACCUCCAAACUCUCCGAAAAGCUCGAAAAAGGGUUGAUCCAAGGUUUGAUGGCCCAAGACCGUUCAGAAGAAGUGCUUCAAAGGCAGCUGGAUGAUUCAGCCAUGGAGGUUGCGACCCUGCAACGCCGCUUGCAGGAUCUGGACCGCGACCAGUGCGUUACAAAGAUGAGGGUUACAAAGCUUGAGGAAAAGUCCGCAAAGCUUGAGGAAAAGUACGCAAAGCUUGAGCGAAAGUCUGCAAAGCUCGAAGCCGACCUGCCCACCACAUAUCUCAAGCUCCUGAACAAGCUCGGGAAACUUGAACACCGGAUCGCGGACAUGGAAGAGGCACGACACGUCGAGCAGCACGAGCGAUCGUCCAAGGGUGCGGGCAACGUGUGA
Molecule: messenger RNA, 483 nt
Organism: Parastagonospora nodorum SN15
Lineage: Eukaryota; Fungi; Ascomycota; Dothideomycetes; Pleosporales; Phaeosphaeriaceae
Exons: 1
Coding region: 1-483 (160 amino acids)
Source: RefSeq, a predicted model, not a curated record